AUGGCGAAUGAAGAAAGUAAUAGCAGUUCCAGAAUUCAUGAACAUGAACAACUAUACGAUGUUUUUCUCAGUUAUAGAGGACAGGAUACCCGAAGGAGCUUCACGGGUAAUCUGUUUAAUGCUUUGCGCAGCAAGAGAUUCAAAACCUUCAUGGAGGAUAACAACAGCCUCAAGAGUGGAUACAAAAUUUCAACCUCUACUCUCAGAGUAUUGGAAAGACAGAGGAAUAACCUACUGGUUUUCCCAAUCUUUUAUGAUGUUGAGCCUUCUGUUGUAAGACACCAAAUACAUAGUUAUGGCGAAAGCCUUGCUGGUCAUGAACAUAGACAUGGAUUGGAGAAGGUGCAAAUAUGGAGGUCAGCUUUGCGUGAAGUCGCCAGCUUACGGGAAUGGAAUUUCAGAAACCGGUGUCUAGAAAAGUGCGAAUAUGAAAUAAUUCAAGAGGCCGUGGAAUGGGUUUCCAGAAUUAUGCCCCGCUACGAUGUUUUUCUUAGUUAUAAGGAAGAAGAUACCCGCUACUCUUUUUGUGGUUAUCUCUACAAUGCUUUAAAUCAGGAGGGAUUCAAAAUCUUCAUGAAUGAUAAUGGAUGUAAAGAGAAGGGGGCCCAAAGUUCACAUUCUCUUGUUACAACAACACUUGAAAAAUCAAGGCUUUCAAUCAUCAUUCUCUCUAAAAACUUUGCGUAUUCUUCCUCGUGUCUUGAUGAACUUGUCACCAUCCUUGAAUUUGUGAAAAACAACAACCAAUUACUAGUUUGGCCUAUUUUUUACAAAGUGGAACCAACAGACAUUAGACAUCAGAAAAAUAGUUAUGAAAAAGCUAUGAAUGAACAUGAAGAUAAAUAUGGAAAGGACUCAGAGAAGGUGAAAAUUUGGCGAUCGGCUUUGUUUGAAGUAGCAAACUUAAAAGGAUGGCACCUCAAAUACGGGUACGAAUAUGAGCUUAUUGAAAAAAUUGUGGAAACGGCCAUUAAAUUUUGA
This is a messenger RNA of Vicia faba (fava bean), 981 nucleotides long. NCBI's taxonomy places the organism in Eukaryota, Viridiplantae, Streptophyta, Magnoliopsida, Fabales, Fabaceae. The record is from the annotation of a GenBank genome assembly.